GCUUCCAGUUACAGCUUCGUUAGUUGCACGAGAAAACAGAAAAGACAGGCAUUUGGACAAAAUCUUGCAAAUACUAGAGAGCGGCCAAUGUCUUACAAAAAAUGGAUACAAAUCACCAGAGUGCAAGCAUGAGAUAUUAUCUGGCUGCAUUACUAUCGAACAUCGUGUGGUUAUCCCGACUUAACUUCAAAAACUGAUCCAGGACGAACUACACAGGGCCAACUUGGGUAUAGUAAAAAUGAAGGGUAUUGCACGCUCUUUCGUCUACCAGCCAAGAAUCGAUAGGGAUAUGGAGAAUGUGGCAAAAACAUGCGAGCUCUGUGGAAAACAUGCGAAUCGACCUCCUAAAUGCUCCGAUCACUAUUGGGAAUACCCCAAGUCGUCUUGGGAGCGCACUCACAUCGACUUUGCGGGACCAUUCGAAGGUGCGAUGCUUUUGAUUGUUACGGAUGCAUACUCAAAGUUGUUGGACGUUAAGGUCACAAAGUCAAUUACGUGUCCGAUAACGCGACAACUUUCAUUUCGGCAAAAUUCAAGCAAUACCUCACAUCUGUUGGCGUCAAAUACCACAAGCAAUCAGCGCCGUAUCACUCCGAAACGAACGAUCAAGCAGAAAAAAAUAAAACGUGCGCUAAAGGCAAUGGGAACGACACACAACACACUUAAGAGAUACGUAAACGAAUUCUUACAGCAACACAGAAACGCUCCGCAUAGCACAACUGGCGAAAAGCCAGCGAAAAUUUUCUUGGUGGAUACGAGGAAAGAUCGUUCAUUAUGAAAUUCGACACAACAACAAAUACCAUAAAAGACAUAUCAACCAGAUACGAGGGGAAGGAAGAAAGACAACAACAACAUUACAUAGAGGGAAGGAAUCCAGAAAAUACACCUUACUACACAGCAGUGAACAUCAGCAAAACUAUAAACUCACCACCUGCUUAUAAUAUAACAGAUCAGAGACCAUAGCUAAAUACACGAAUUGAGAAAUUAC
Drosophila virilis is the source of this 988-nucleotide messenger RNA. The record is from RefSeq and is a predicted model, not a curated record. Lineage: Eukaryota; Metazoa; Arthropoda; Insecta; Diptera; Drosophilidae.